This is a messenger RNA of Botrytis byssoidea, 999 nucleotides long. RefSeq lists its product as uncharacterized. Lineage: Eukaryota; Fungi; Ascomycota; Leotiomycetes; Helotiales; Sclerotiniaceae. The transcript has a single exon. The record is from RefSeq and is a predicted model, not a curated record. The coding region runs from base 1 to 999 and encodes 332 amino acids.
AUGCCUUCACUCCGCCGCAGCAAGCCCCAAAAGUGUCCCCUCCUCGCCAUACCUCGUGAAAUUCGUGACGAGAUCCAUCGAUAUGUUCAAUUAGGACAGCGAAUUGACAAGCCAAGAGUAUCGAGCUCUGGCUAUCUCAAGCCAGACGACAAUGCAAUUUGGCCCAACGCUUAUCAACUCCUCGAAGAAACCGGUUAUCGAGAAGAAAAAGAUCCCAGGGCGGUGUUCCGGCCAGAUGCCGAAGACAUACUUAUACUGGCGCGAACAUGCGAACAGCUUUACAAAGAAUCAAACCAAAUCUUCUACGGUGAGAAUACGUUCUCGUUUGCGGGCACUUGGAGUUUGUAUUGUUAUCUGUACAUGAUCGGCGAGGAAAAGCGACUGUGCAUUCGCCAUAUUUAUUUCCAAUUCAGUGGGAUUCAGAGGGUGGAUGCAUUCACGUUACUUGGCGAGUGUAAAUCGUUGAGGACUCUCAGGAUAGGCGUUGGACAGGGUACGAUGUCUGGUAGUAAACAACCGAAGUUGAAUUUAAUGACAGCCAGAGGUCUUUCUACAUUGAGAAAAAUAAGAGGGAUGGAAAACUUGGUGGUAGAUGUGGUAGAAAUGGACCAACCAUCCAGAUCUACUUACAGUUUCCCCUACACAGAAUCGCUGGACGUACCUUCAGAGAGUCCAUAUUUCAAUCCGGAAAAGAUUCAAGAAUUUGCAAGGGUAUUGACAGAGGAGAUGAAUUGGAAAAGGGAGACGCCGGAGCAAAAUAAAAUCCAGGAUGUACCAUUGAAAGAGGAAGAAAUUUUGCAGUCGAAGCCAAAGUCCAAAAAUUCCAAACCAGCAGUAGUUUCCAACACUCGAACUCUACGCUCAGGUAAAAUCCAAAAGUUGACAUCCACACCUAAGAGAAAGGUCGCGAAAAAAGCAAAGACAAGUGGAAAAGGGAAUCAAACUUACCCAGUUGGCUUCUCAGGAAUGGAAUGGUUAGUCGUGGGUGGUGGGACAUAG